Messenger RNA from Microbotryum saponariae, 3692 nucleotides. The record is from the annotation of a GenBank genome assembly. NCBI's taxonomy places the organism in Eukaryota, Fungi, Basidiomycota, Microbotryomycetes, Microbotryales, Microbotryaceae.
AUGUCGUCCGCGUCGAAGCCGUUUCGCCUGUCGGCUACGUUGGCGGGGCAUUCACAAGAUGGCAAGUUUCGACAACGGAGAACUAGGGCUCUUGCUACAUGAGAGUAACAGCUGACCCCGCUCAACACACUUCCCUUCGCUGUUCUGCCUCCCCCCCACGCGUCGUCAUCGCCCCUUUCGCCCCCACUUGGAACUACCCGACGAACACCUCUCGAUCCACACUACCCAGUCCGCUCCCUAACGAGCACCACCUCCACCAAGCCCUAUACAAUCCUCUUCUCCUCCUCCCGGGACGGUACAGCCCGAUCAUGGACGCGCACCUCCUCUUCAACCGAAGGGAUGCAAAUCGAUUCGUCAUCGACCGAGACCUUGACCGAAACGGGGAACGGAGGUCCGUGGAAAGAGGGUGUGGUGUUCGAGGGACAUCAUCAGGGAUUCGUUAAUGCUGUGCAGUGGUUCAAGCUUGAUGGCAGGGGUCAGUUCAGGGAUGCAUUGGCUCGACAUGAUCGCGCUCGAGACGAGGGUCGGUGGGUUACUGCACGGUUCAGGACUGACUGAACCAAGGAUCAUCGUCCCUCCCUUUGGAACAGACUACCUCGCCACAGCAGGCCAAGACAAACUCAUCCACGUAUGGCCCGUACCUUCCUCUUCCAACCGCUCGACCACUUCGAAGGAGCUCAGUCCCGAAUUCACUUUGAUCGGUCAUGAGAAUAACGUCUGCGCCUUGGCCGCUUCGGAUGAUGGUAAGAGGUUGAUCAGUGGCAGUUGGGACAAGUAAGUCUGUAAUCAGAGGACUUUAUUUCGUGGAAGGGUCGAGUUGUUGAUCGUUCGAGGUUUGGAAUCGCGCGCGAAAACAGGACAGCCAAGGUAUGGAAGGAUUUUCAAUUGGCGUACACGUUGCAAGGCCACGAGCAGUCCGUUUGGGCCGUGUUGGCCCUCGAAGGAGACGGGGAUGAUCUCGUCUUGACCGGUUAGUGACAAGCGCUCUCUGAUGGAGAAUGUCAUAGCUCUGUGAAUUAAAGCAACGUCAUUUCUGGAUUCCAGGCGCCGCGGACAACCUCGUCAAACUAUGGAAGGGAUCGAAAGCGAUCCGAACGUACCGAGGACAUACGCAAGCUGUCCGUGCGUUGGCGCGCUUGAGCUCGACAACGGGAGGAGGCGAUCUGUUCGCUAGUGCGGGCAAUGAUGCGUGAGUAGGAACUAGAACUGUGGUUCAAAGGUCGAGGAGAUCUAACGCAUUCCCGAUCGGGCCGCAGUUCGAUCCGCUUAUGGUCCCUCACGUCCGGAGAAACCGUCCAUACUCUCUACGGUCAUGACUCCUUCAUCUACUCUCUGUCCCCUAUCCCUGAUGAGGUCGGAGGAGGUUUGAUCAGCGGUGGGGAGGAUCGAACGAUGAGGGUCUGGAGAGGUGGGCCCUUUCUCAAGAUCCGCUCGGAGUAUGAUAUAGUAUCGCAUUAUGCUGAUUUUAACGAGGAUGGCUCACAGCAACUGAUGGGCACUGCGAGCAAACAAUCGUCAUUCCUGCUGUAUCAGGUGAGCUCCUGCCGCGGUGCGCUCGUUCCCUCCCUUGAGCCGUGGUUGAUACCGGCAUUGAUCUGCCUUUGUGCGCAGUCUGGACCGUUGAAGUACUCCCCGAUGGUGACAUCGCUGCUGGUUCCUCGGAUGGACUCGUUCGAGUUUUUACUAGGAAUGAAGAACGCGUCGCGGACGCAGAGACGCUCAAGGUCAGGAGGACCCGCGGGGCUCUUUAGUGAUCUUCUCUGGCCUGUGACUCUCACUGACUGGGUCGACGUCCUUCGCAGAGCUUUGACGAUGCUGUUUCGAAAGCCGCUGUCAACUCGUAGGUAUCUUUCUAACAAAUCUCUGCCCAAGGUGGAGAAGAAGCUGACGGGGUUGUGCUUUGACUUGCGGCUUCAGCUCACAAAUUGGGGACAUCAAAAAGGACAACUUGCCGGGUUUGGAAGCGUUGGGCUCGCCUGGGCGCAAGGAUGGUCAAGUCAUCAUGAUCAAAGCACCCAGUGGAACGGUCGAAGCUCAUUCGGUAAGUGGCCAAACAGAAUCGCUGGGGUGGAUCAAGACUGAUCCUCAACCAUCUUCAUGUAAACAGUGGUCCAAUGCGACCGGCACUUGGACCAAGAUCGGCGAAGUCACCGGUGGUGUCUCGCAAGCCCAAAAACAAAUGUACGAAGGUGUCGAAUACGACUACGUCUUCGACGUCGACUUUGCCGACGGCGCACUCAAACUCAAACUCCCUUACAACAAUGGUCAAAACGCCUAUGACGCGGCGCAAAAAUUCUUGAUCAAGCACGAGUUGCCGUUGGAAUACACCGAACAGGUCGUUGCGUUCAUUGAUAAGAAUAUUGGACCGGCUGCUACGUUGGGCCAGGGGACGAACGAGUACGUCGAUCCUUAUACGGGGGCAUCGAGGUAUACUGGAGGUGGGGUCGCGACAGGAUCCGGAUCGGGUGGUGCUGCUUUGUUGGGAGGGUUUUCGGGAGAUCCAUACACCGGUGGAGGGAGAACUAUGCCUGCUGCGGCACCCACGACGCCGACUUUGCUCCCUCAUCGUUCGUUCUUGACUUUCCCUCAAGCCAACCUCGCGGCCCUUCGUUCCAAACUCGGACAGUUAAACGACCAAAUCGCCGCUGAUGGAACUACCUCCUCCAAAGCCCUCUCUUCGACCGAAUUGACCUCAUUGGACAACCUCAUCGCAUACCUUCUCGUUGCUCUUGGGUCCCUUAAGCCGAGCCAACCGAUCGGAGAAGCCGAACAAGCCGUCAUCCUCAAAUUGCUUUCAUGGCCUUCGGCGCAACGAUUCCCAGGUCUGGACCUCGUCCGUCUCGUCAGCCUCUCAACACCUCUCGUAGAGGCCUUGCCGGACGUGUUGGAGACGAUCAGGGAUACGUCCGGUCCUGUGAAGGAACAAGAGACGAAUACAAUGUUGGGGUAUCGCGCCUUGGCCAAUUCUUUCUUGCCGCAGAAGGGGAAGGAGGUGAUGAGGGAUCAAGCUGUAGAGGUGAGCGCGGUGGCGUCCCGAGAAGGUAUCCAGUUUGAAUUGGGAUGGUUAGGAUCGUGGGCUGAUUUUUAUAUUUCUGCUUGGUGAACAGAUUCUGUUGACGCUGACGCAGCGUGCUUUGAAUGGACUGAGCAAGAAUGGCAAGAUCGCGCUGGCCACGGUCGCGCUCAAGUGAGUUCAAAUUAACAGGCCUCUUCAGUUGAGGCUGGUCGUUUACCGAGUCGCAAGUCUAUGCUACGCUUGCAACAGCUACUCCAUCUUUGCCGUCGAAAAGACCCUUUCAAGUGCGGCUGCACGACCGCUCCUCAACUUGAUCACGGCUGUGAGUGCCAGUUCUAAGAUCCCUCGCAGCGCGCGCUAAAUAUGACUUUCAAACUGAACAUCUUUGUCCGAAUCUGCUUGCAUACGAUAGCUCUUACGUGAUUCGGAUGGCGAGACGAUCUACCGUACUCUGAUCGCUUUGGGAAACCUCGUGAGUACUUUGACAGGCCCAGGACGAAAUGAAACAACUGACCAACAGACUUUGCACCCAUGCCCUCGACAGCUUUACUCUCCUCUCGCGAAAGAGCUCUCGUCGGCGACCUCGAGCGAGGUGAAGAGACUGGCUAAGGAAGCCGGUCAGCGCGUCGAGGAGGCGAGGUGUAAGGUCGUGUUGGGGGAGAUUGAGAACAGGUAG